Molecule: messenger RNA, 6665 nt
Organism: Carassius gibelio (silver crucian carp)
Lineage: Eukaryota; Metazoa; Chordata; Actinopteri; Cypriniformes; Cyprinidae
Product: tensin-2
Exons: 27
Coding region: 383-5059 (1558 amino acids)
Biological process (GO): peptidyl-tyrosine dephosphorylation
Molecular function (GO): protein tyrosine phosphatase activity; protein binding
Source: RefSeq, a predicted model, not a curated record
UGACCGUACGCGUGCUGCUUUCAGAGUGCUAAUAGACUUUUGAUUAAAUGGGUAUAUUCUCACCUUUGUUUACCCAUGUGUACUCACAAGAGACAGAUGAGUGUGAACUGGCGAACAUGCGUCUGUGUUUGAAUGAGAGCCAGGAAAAGGGGAAGGGCCUCAAGUGAGCAGACAAAAACAGCUGCUCUUGUGUGCUCGGGAAACAUCAUCCAGAAAGAGCGAGCGUGGUGAGACGGACCAGCAGGGUCCAGAUCUCUAUAUGGGUUGUGCCCUGAGUGUGGAUAGCUGUGGGGAUGAGCCAGAACCGGUACCCGUGACAGGGUCUUUAAGGAGGGAGAGAGGAAAGUCCAGGGGAAACAUGAGGCUGACCAAGCAUUGAAAAAUGAGCUGCUGCACAAGGAAAGAGAGAAAGAUGGCUGACAUCCAGAGGAGAGUUCAGGCGGGGAAGGGCGAGCCCCACGUCUUUAAAGAAAAGACCUUCAAAAAGAAGCGGCAGUGUGGGGUGUGCAGGCAGAGUGUGGAGAAUUUGGGCUCUUUUUGUCGAGUCUGCAAAACAGCUACUCAUAAAAAAUGUGAAGCCAAGAUCAGCACAGCCUGCAUCCCAGCACAGCCCUCCGAACUGCGAAGGGGAACGUCCUCCUCUAGACACAUUCAGCAUCUGGGCUCGACCAAGUCUCUGACCCACAGCAAACAGAGAAACACUCUCCCGAGGAGCUUCAGCGUGGAUCGGGUGAUGGACAGAGUGAUGGAGAGACACUAUGAUUUCGACCUCACAUACAUCACAGAGAGGAUCAUCUGUGUCUUUUUCCCUCCUCUGCUGGAAGAGCAGCGGUACCGCCUGAACCUCAGGGAGGUGGCAGCCAUGCUCAAGUCCAAACACCAGGACAAGUUUCUGUUAUUCAAUCUGUCUGAGCGAAGGAAUGACAUCACCCGCUUAAACCCAAAGGUUCAUGACUUCGGCUGGCCAGAUAUGCACGCUCCUCCUUUGGAUAAGAUCUGUGCCAUGUGCAAAGUCAUGGAGAACUGGCUGAACUCUGACCCCCAGCAUGUGGUCGUUCUGCACUGUAAGGGCAACAAAGGAAAGACGGGUGUUAUCAUUGCUGCCUACAUGCAUUACAGCAAGAUAUCAGCAGGGUAUAUCUAUUACUUCGGAGGCCUGCUCUCAGGGGCCAUCAAAAUGAACAGCAGCCCACUCUUCCUCCAUCAUGUCCUCAUUCCUACCAUCCCCAAUUUCCAGGAAGACGGAGGUUUCUUCCCUUUCCUGAAGAUCUAUCAGUCCAUGCAGCUUGUCUACACUUCUGGCAUAUAUGACGUGCAGGGCUCUGGGAGCAGACGGCUGAUUGUUACUAUUGAGCCUGCACUGCUGCUGAAAGGAGACAUCAUGGUUAAAUGUUAUCACAGACGGGUUCAGUCUGCUGAGAGGGACUCUGUGUUUCGACUGCAGUUUCAUACGUGCACCAUUCAUGGUGCUCAGCUCUGGUUCGGCAAAGGGGAACUGGAUGAAGCUUGUUCAGAUGACAGAUUUCCCUCAGAUGCCACAGUGGAGUUUGUGUUUUCAUCUGGGCCUGAGAAAAUCAAAGGGAGGGCGAGCCAGAGGAAUGAUCCAGCUGUCAGCGUUGACUAUAACAUGAAUGAUCCUGUGGUGCGCUGGGAUUCUUAUGAGAACUUCAAUCAGAGACAUCAGGACAGCCUAGAGGAUAUCGCGCACACACAUGGGCCUCUAGAUGGCAGCCUGUAUGCACAAGUAAAAAAGCGUUGUGCUGCAGGCUCCACCUCCCUGCCUUACACCAAUGGAAGCCCUGCAAGGAGUUCUGAGGAGAGGCCAAGUCAGCUUCAGUCUGUUAGUACUGAUUCUGGACACUCAUCUGUGCCACCUGGCCAGCUCGAUGAACCGACUCGACAGGCCCCGCCUACUCAGCAAGAGAGGGAGGAGCUUGAGCGUCUGCUGGGUGGGAUUGAAGGAGAUGGAGGGAGGGAUCGUGACCGAGAGACGGCCAUUUUGGAUGACUGUGAUUCCUUGCCUCCUGAAAGGACUGGGUCACUGAGGUUAGGCCGUUCAUGCUCAUGUCGGGUGGGCUAUAGAUCCCAGCGUUGUGCUGAGCCUGGAUGCGAUGGACUCCACCACUUACCUAAUGGAUACUGCCUUGAUCGUCCCACCAACACUAAUGGACACACGGGGGCUCCUUCUCCAGGGAUGCCAUCUGUCAUAGGGCUUUGCCAACACCACAGUGCCAAUCCUCACCAAACUCUGCCACCACCAGAUCUUCUUUGGGACCGUCAACAAAGUUCACAGCUCUACCUUCAUCGCACUUGCACAGAGGGGCCAUCACACCACCUGUGUCCAUAUCCAUCCCAAGAGAACAGUCCACCUCCACAUAGUCUGAAUCCCCGACUGCUCUUUAGGGCGGACGAGUACAUUCCAUACCCCCACCAUCACCACAGUCAUCCACAUCACCAAAAACCCAGCGGACCCUACCACGAUGUCAUGAUGAUAGAUGGCCUAGUGACACCCAGCUGUCCCUGUCGAGACUGCUGUCUACGGCGAGAAGAUUUCCGCACCCUCCAUUUGGACAGAGAGGAGGGCAUACACUGGGAAAGGGAGGCAGAGCUUCACCGGGAUAUUGGGUUAAGACGGGGCAGAGAGGCUGAUAUGCAAAGAGGGGCGGAGAUAUGGGACCAGGAGUCAGGGCUAAGAAGGGGCAGAGAAAUGCCUCUGCAGUGGGACAGAGACCGAGAAGCAGAACUACAGUGGGAGAGAGAACAAGAGGCAGAAUACUGGCACAGAAGGGCUACCGUAUCCCCCUACGGGCCUCACGGUCAUGAAUUACCAGCAUUUAAUGUUGAUCCACUUCCCGCAGGCCAUCCUGCAUAUCCAGAACCCUCCCGGUCCCACUCUCAUGCCCAUCUGGAUCUCAAGUACAGCAGCAGUUCCAGUGGAUAUCAAACACCACACCAGACCUGCCCCUGCUCCCCCUACCAGCCUUCACCCUCAGAGAGUCGCGGCUAUGCCUCGGAUUACCAGUCUGAGUCCACGUCCCCUCUUCCCCCUCCCUCCGCCUCCUGCCCUGGCCCAGUGCACCAUGGCAGCGGACCUAUAGAUAACCAAACAGACUCCCACCCUCAGCAGUACACCUCUGAAGCAACAGCUUGGCGUAGUCACAUUACCCAUGGUUCCCUACGGCGGACACAUCAAGAUCCACAUGCCCCAUGUUCAACACCCUCUGAUAUUUCAGGACCUCCAACACCAGUCCACACAAGCAGUCCUUUGCAAUUCCAGGAAAGUCCUAGCCUGAGUGUCCAUGAGUAUGACUCAAGGGAUGUUAACAGUGAAAGCAGCUCAGCCCACUCCCACAACAGGACGCAUCCACUUGCCCUACAGUCAAACAGUACCAGUCCUGGGUCUCGGCAAGCGGUACUUUCUUCCAGUCAAGAGAUUCCUGAGAUACACCCCUUUCCUGCCACACCCACCACUGCCCAAAAUCUCUCUGCCCCACUUACUACACAUCCCGCCCAACAAAGCUCAGCAGAACACUGCGCCCCUUUAACACCUCCAUCAGAAUCCAUCCAACCACAGACAAACAGCUCGCCAACUGCUGCUACGGUGCCACCCACAGGGGUAAUGGUACCACAAUCAACUAUUAAAGCAGCACCCACAACUGACCUCUCUUCUCACAUCCCAUCUGAGUCCAUCCCAGCUGACUUGCAGAGCAAUGGAGUAUCACCAUCUCCUGAACCAGACACCACUUCUGCUUCUUCAGUCCCUGCUUCCCCUCAACCACCCACUGGUGAACAUGAUAGCUCAUCCUCCCCUGAACCCCCAGUGCCCGGAUUUGCCACGCUGGGCAGGAAGCUGAUGUUGGGCUCUGAAACCUCACUUCCUGCGGGACACAGUAUGGAUGGCAGCCCCAGCUCCACUCCCACCUUCCCUGUCUCUCCUGUCUGCUGCACCCCAUCUCCUCCACCAGGCUCCUACUCGGGGUGCCCAACCACCUCCAUCCCACAGCCUCCCCUCCCCGAGAAACGCCGCCCAUCUGGCCUGCCAGGAUCACCCAACGGGAGGUCUGGAAUGCUGAGGGGGUCCAUGAGCCAUCAGCCCUCUGGGCAACACCACGUUACCUUCUCCCCUUCAGUAGGAGAGCUGACCAUGCCCUCUGGACAGGGUGAAGUUGUUGUGGAGGGUGAGAUGGGCAGCCGUGUCAGUGUGAAAUUUGUUCAGGACAGCUCUCGUUUUUGGUAUAAACCUGGUAUCUCUAGAGAGCAAGCUAUUGCAGCACUGAAGGAAAGAGAGCCAGGGGCCUUCCUCAUCCGUGACAGUAACUCUUUCCAGGGGGCCUACGGUCUGGCCCUGAAAGUUGCCAGCCCACCCCCCAACGUCAAUAACCAUAGCAGCAAAGCAGGAGGAGACCCUCUGGAACAGCUGGUUCGACACUUCCUGAUUGAGACAGGGCCUCGAGGAGUGAAGAUUAAGGGCUGUCAAAAUGAGCCCUACUUUGGGAGUCUUUCAGCACUGGUGUAUCAGCAUUCCAUUACACCAAUCUCUCUGCCCUGUGACCUCCGCAUCCCUGAUAAAGACCCAAUCGGUGAAGUCGUGGAGGUUCAGCCUGUCAGUAACAUGAGUACAGCUGCAGACCUUCUGAAACAGGGAGCAGCCUGCAAUGUGCUGUACCUGAACUCAGUUGAGACCGAGUCUCUCACGGGACCCCAGGCUAUCGCUAAGGCCACAGGGGCCACAAUGUCACGCAGCCCUCGGCCCUCUGCGACAGUGGUUCACUUUAAGGUGUCUGCCCAGGGCAUAACACUGACAGACAGUCAGCGCAGGGUGUUUUUCAGGAGACAUUAUCCAAUCAGCAGCGUGACUUUCAGCAGUGUGGACCCACAAGACAGGAGGUGGACUAACUCAGACAGCACGACCUCUAAAGUGUUUGGUUUUGUUGCCAAGAAGCCCGGCAGUGUGGCGGAGAAUGUGUGCCAUCUCUUUGCAGAGCUGGAUCCCGAACAGCCCGCGACCGCCAUCAUCAACUUCAUUAACAAAGUAAUGCUGGCUCCACAGAGACGCUAGGGCCCCGGGGACGAGGAGGAUGCUUCAUCUUCACGUACACUGCCACACAUCACAAGACUGUCAUUUUGCACCUUCUGUCAAGUUCAAGGGUUUCAUGACAUCAUAACAUUUUUGGCAAGGACCAAGGCUUUACUGUUGACUAACAUGAUGUCAAAACACAUUUAAACCAAAAUAUACAGAAUGUAACCAAACUUAAGCCAGCAGUCUGUUGUGGUUUUGCCUUUUUAGAGCUGUUUUGGUGUUCACAGGAUUGUAAGUAACUUGUAAAUGAGGAUUGUUACACAGCCGAGGCAGCAGCACAAAAGCACUGUUACUGACCCAUGAAUAAAAGAAAUCUGUUAAAUGCACUCAGACUUACGAACUGCACAGAGAACAGUCACUGCAAUAUGACAAUCAUCAGUUUAUGAAUAUUGAUUUCAGUUUGGUUUUAGGGUUUUGACAUACACUAAAUUAUGGUCGAAAAUUUUUAUUUUAUUCAAAAGCCAAAACAUUUUUAUUUUCAUUUUUUAUUUUUGGCCUUUUAACUGGAAAGGAGGUGCCAUUGUUUGCGACUUUUUAUCUCACAAGUCCGACAUUUUUCUAGCAGUUCAGAGAAAAACAAACAAACAGAGUUGUGAGAUGUUUACAGAAUUCUGAACUCAUAAUUCUGUUUAUAGCUUGCAAUUCUGAUUUUAUAUCUUGCAGCUCUUACUAUUUCUCAGAACUGUGAGAAAAAGGUCAAAAUGGCAAAACUCACAAUUACCUUUUUAUUUUUUAUAAAUCCUUUUGUGGAAACAAGCUUCCAUAGUUUCUGAAUCUGGCCCGGUGUCUGUGAAUGAAAGGGAAAGUUACGUAGCGUUUGAGAUGGAGAAACAGAUGGAGGACCAGACGUGGUGUAGUCGUGAUGCUGAGCAGCUCUUCUGCUCUGCUGGAGUUCCAGAUUUAAAUGUCAUGUAGUAUGAUGUCAUAAUGGAAGGCUGAUGGUCAUGUGAUUAUUACCCAGAGAGAAUUUGGUUAACUUUGGAGUAGGAAGAAAGUUUAUUUUUGUCCCCUUUUGUUGUGUAUUUCAUGCACUGUUCGUAAACAGAAUUUAAAAUAAGGCGGACUGUGGUACAUAAUCAUCCACAUUAUGCACAAGACAUCGUAUAUGAACGAUAGCUUUGUCAGCUGACCGUCACGCAUCAUGCUGUACCAUUGCCUACAGUACUGUGUAGUAGAACAUUGUAUUGGAAUGUAACCAGACUUUAAACUGAUUGGACAGAUGGACGUUUCCACGUUCAUUCUUUCAUUAUGAUCUCCUGAAGCUGUUUAUAACCAAAGACAUGUGGCCAUGUACUCGAUCAGUUACUUUAAGCCGUGCCAUUUAUUUUACUAGCCGGUGUCAACAAGUUAUGACUGUUUUUGACAGAGUAUGACACGUCUAUGACAACUUUAAUAUAUUGGAGUCUGUAUUUUCUUAUUGAUCUUUUUAUGUAGUAAUAUAUUUUCACACAUGCAGCUGACUUUGAAAGUAAAUAGAAAGACUACAUGGAAGGAUUUUUUUUUUUUUAAUUAUUAUUACCAUAUGUAAUUGUUUCAGUGUAUGCAGAAGUGAAAAAUAUAAUAAAUGUAAAGUCAUGGUACCAAA